Corythoichthys intestinalis (scribbled pipefish) is the source of this 4906-nucleotide messenger RNA. RefSeq lists its product as uncharacterized. The coding region runs from base 237 to 3509 and encodes 1090 amino acids. The record is from RefSeq and is a predicted model, not a curated record. NCBI's taxonomy places the organism in Eukaryota, Metazoa, Chordata, Actinopteri, Syngnathiformes, Syngnathidae. The transcript has 20 exons.
GCUCAGGACUUACUUACUUGCAGGUUUAUGUCAAUAAGUGACGUUUUGUUUCAGAAAAUAUCUGUCUAUUGAGUAAGUACCCAUCUUUUUGAGUAUUUAAAUGUAGAUAUAGUUGACUUUCUACAUAUACAGGAAGGUGACAUGUAUUUGGCAAAUUGUACUAGACUUAAAAAAAAAUGGGAUUUGUUCACUUUUCUUGACAAAUACUGACACACUUCCAAAUUUUGCUUUGAGUCAUGGAAGGAGAACCAAAGGAUCCAGAGGAAGACUGCGAGACAACUUUAUUGUGGCAAAAAUGCUUUCGGCAAAGAAUCGUGGUGGAUCUCAGUGAGGAUGAAAGUCUCCACCUGAGUGAUUUGCAGGCUUCUGCUUUAGCUUUGCAUCUGUCACAGGCGGAGUCGGCAGUGUCGGAGACCGGCAUUCAUUUCAGUGAUGACAUUGCUUCCAAUCCCGGCAACAAUGAGAAGGCGCCAUCAACAAAGAGUAACAAAUUGCCGAAUGAGAAGCUCCAGAACCGACAAAAUGAAGAAUCUGGGCAAAAUACUAGCGAUGAGGAUCAGGAAGACCUUCCUUAUGAUGGUAACCUUCAAAGUCCCAUGGAUAGUCCUCAGAGUAACAGGACCUCUAAUGGAAGACAAACUGCAACGAAUAAACAUUCCACACCUCGCUGUUCGCUUUCUGAUGAAUCUCCUGUAGAAAAAGAAAACAGAAAAGAGGACGCAAAUGUCAAAAUGGAUGUACAGCUCGCCCAUCCACGAAGUCGACCAAGCGUUGAGAUAAAUCAACUAUUGCUGCGACAUUUUUCCCAGGAGGAGUUGCAGCAAACAGGACGGCUGAUUGAAGCCGAGACACUUCCAGAGGUCUCCCUCUUGGAGAGUUUAGACGACCCUCUCUGUAACACCUCGACAAAUGACAACUCUGGCAUUUCGGAGAUUCUUUCUGUCAAAACCUGUUUGGAGGAGGGCGACAACACACCAUCCGAUCAAGAUGAAAGUGUCACGGCACCAACAAAGUGUGAAGAGUGUGAAGUCCCCAUCAGGAAAGUCUCACAUUUGCGCAGCAGCUCAUUCAGCGAGCUCAAGUACGGCCAGGGUCAAGUCCAUUACCCGCUCCCUGACUUUUCCAAGGUUGCACCGAAGGUGAAAAUCCCAAAGGGUCCCAGUAAUCCAGUUGCGCUUGUUCCCCAAGUUCCAAGACCGAUGAUCCGAACACAGUCCUCCCCGGAAAUGUUAGAGGUGAUCAGCAAGGUCCUCCAGGAUUCAGACCUUCAUUCUUCAGAGAAGCCUCAAGUGCUCAAGGAGACACGUGAGCAGACCAGUCCUGCUCUGGUACAUCACUUAAAGGCUGAAUAUGAUAAACUACUUGCCAAAUAUGUCCGGGCUGAGAAUCUCAUAGACAAAAUGAGGUUAGGAACCAACCCUUCCUCGGACUUUUGCAUGGAGGAUGAGCUGGGAAACUCCAGUGAAGGAAGCCAUGUUGAACCCGCAUCUCCUCUCAUUCCUACACUGGAGAACUUUGAGGAAAAAGUAAACUCAACCAACCAAGAUGAAAUGAAGCUAAACCCAUGUGGUGAAGAUGGUACCAGUGAAGCUGAAAAAAUGACUGCUGAGCUAAGAGCUGUCAUUAGCCAGUUCAUGCAGUCGGUGGAUGACUUCAAGCAGAGUGUUAACAACAUGUCGGUUAGCAUGGAAGAACAGCAAAUGAUUCUCAGGAGCUUGAUGGAAACUCAGGACCAGUUGGAAAGAAAAUACAUGAGCAAGAAGGAAGAACACCGGGCUCUGGAAAUGCAGAAUUAUUUGGGCCUGUGCAGAAAUGUUGGAACAUUUGACCCAAACAGGCUGGUGGAAGGAGAUAUUUUCAGGGUGGGGAUGUACUUGGAGGAUAUUAAGGAGAUAAUUGAUAAAAACAGGCGUGAGCAGGUCAUAUCGCCUUAUUUAGCCUCUCCUUCCAAAGAAACAACUACCAAAAUAUCAGUGAAAGCUUCAACUCCACUAUCGCUACUUGAGGAGUCAAGUGCAACUUUGACCACUGAAUGUUUUACAAUGGAGACAAUGACUGAAGCACAAAAGGAAGACAAGGAUGACACCAGUAAAAAUGAUGGAUCGGAACCAAGUAACGACUCAAUGCAAGUCAGCAACGGGUUUCCUGUUUGCGCGGGGGUCUCAGAGAAAGGACUUCUGGAUGCUGAAGAUGAAGGCAAAGAAGCUGCCUGCUUGGAGGAGAAAUCUAGCCAUGACAAGUGGAGUGGAAUCAGUGGGAGAAGCAGCACACGAGAUGAAGGUGUAAACAGAGAAUGCGACUUUGCUAAAGCUGUGGAGGUCUCCAACUCCACUGAUGUACACCAAUCAUCAUCGCAGGGGAUUGUUUGCAGAGAAACAGAUAGUGGAUUUGGGAGCUCCUAUUUAUCUCAGUCCGGUGGAAUAUUGCAACCUAAUCCUACAGCAGAAAGUGAUGGAUUUACAACUUCAGACAGUGAAGCCUCGUCCAUCAAUCUGCAGACAGCCAUCCAUCCAACGGACGUAAGCGCUUGGCGGCGGGACUCCACGGUCCUAACGCAGCCUGGAAGUUCAACCACGGUGAAAUUGUGGGUGCAAAAUACCGCUAAAGUGUCUUCUCUCAAACUACAUGACCCGCUUGCAAACAAUCACCGCGCUUUUGAACCGAUUCUGAACUCUGCGAUGGAAGUAGAUCAGAAGCAACGCCACAUGUGCAAUUGUAAUAGUGAGGCCAUCCUGACCUUGCAAGUCGAGGUUUCCAGGCUGAAAAAGAACCUAGAAGAACGUCUGCUCCAAUUGCCUCACCUGACAAGAAAACUGGAUUAUCUGAACUCGAAAUACAGGCAAGAUCGUCAGGAACGAAGGACCAAAACUAAAACAAGGACCCAGCACAAACAAGCCAGUUCCAGUCGGUUAAGACUAGAAGAUUGGAUUUCAACAGAUAUGGAUCCCAGCAAGAGCAAAGGUACAGAUAGUGAUUCUUCCAGCUCCGAGAGGAGGCUGCAGUUUGACAGUCGGCCUGUGGGAGGCAGCAGAUUCAUCAGCCAACAGGAGUCGCAGCAAGACAACCAAGAGAGUCUUUUCUUCAAAGACAGACGGUCUUUUGUCCAACCUCAACCCUCCCAAAGACCUCUGCUCCAGGUCAACUACGGCUCUUCCUGCAGUCUACCUGCAAGCUACAAAGUGAAGGAACCGCCACAUCAAGUGAGAAACAAACACCGCAAGCGUUCCACCCAGUCGGACACAGCUCUGUUACCCAGCGAUGUGUACUUUCAACACACUUUGUCCCCUGUAUUCCAAAGUCCUCGCAACAGGAUGGAAAGCAAGGAGGAGGAGAUGAACAGGUCCCUGGACCAAGCUAUUGAGGCCGCCCGCAGCAUGAAAAGGACAACGGACCGCAUGGCUAAGAGAUUGACAGCCGAUCUGGCCAAAGCGCAACUACUCCCGCAGGGGAAUGUGCAAAAUUCAGCCACGAGGGGUCGGGAAACAUCGCAGCAGUUCACAGAAAGAUAGCAAAGCACAUCAGACACUUUUUAAAUAGUACAGUAGUAGUAGUGGGGGAUGCUGGUCUUUCAAGGAGGGGAAGUUCAAAGCGAGGAACGAGAGUACUAGAAGCCAAGUCUCCAAACACAAGCAGCUACAAUGAAAAACACCAGAAAUAGAAGCACACUUUGUUCUGUAGUCGUUUAUAACAAAGCACGUGUCGCUAGCAUGAUUAUGAAGGUCUCCGGUUCAACUCAUGACAACGGAAUGAAAAUUGAAAAAUGCCACCCAUAGAUGUUAAUACGCCAAAAUCACUGAUUCAAUCAAGAAGGUAUUCGGCCACAGUAAGAUCAUCCAAUAAUCAUGCAGAGAAAAAGAGCAAUAUACGUUCAUUCGCUGGCAUCCCUCCUACUUCAAAUGGAUUGGACGUCUAUGGCAGCCAAUGACAGGCAAUGAGUUAAUUUUCUGGCAUUCCAUGUCAUUUCUUGCUGAUUUUUGGUCACUUCCUGUUGAUUUUGGGGUAUUUACGGGUCACUUCCUGUUGUUUUUGGGUUGCCGAAAAGGAAGUGAUGCAAGAAUCUCCCCAAAUGGAUAAUAAGUGACCUAAAAUGAACAGAAAGUGACUUGUAAAUGCCCGCAAAACAUGCUCUGGUUUCAGUUCCAUUUGCAGCGCAAGAAGUCUAAUCUGUUCAAAACGUAUUGGACGUCGAGUGCGGUCAAUGGCAGCCAGUGAGCUAACGUAGACACUAUGCUAAUGGAAGAUUUUUGUAGCAACCCGUUGCUGAUUUUCGGUCACUUCCUGUUGAUUUCGGGACAUUUCUGGGUGACUUGUUGAUUUGGGGGCUUUUACAGAUCACUUCCUGUUGAUUUUGGGUUACCGAAGAGGAAGUGACGCAAGACUGACCUCAAAUGGAAAGGAAGUGACUUAAAAUCAACAGGAAGUCACAUGUAAAUGCCCUAAAAUGAACAGGAAGUUACCUGUGAAAGCCCACAAGACAGACUCUGUGUUCAAUGCCAUUGACGACGAUAGACGUCCAAUCCAGUCAAAAUGAAUUGGAUUUCUAGCGCGGUCAAUGGACCUAUCACAAAAGCCCCGCCACCCGUAAAACUCGGUCAGCCCUAGUCUCUGUUAUAUUCCCUGAGUGACAAGGAUUGAGUGAACAAAUGAUUUAUGAAUGAAUGAUGAAGGGUGUUUACAUUUCUUCAAUUUGCACAACCACAACUGGCAAUAGACAUGUUUUUUAAAAAACGAAAUGUUUUUUUGUGUGUCUUUUGUUUGUUUCAAAGAAUUUCAUCUAGAAGCAGACGGUAUGCAGUGGAGGGGUGUGUCCAUGGUAAUAAACUCUACAGAGAGGAGACCAUUAUUAUAAUCAAGGCAAAAUCUUGCUAUCUAGCUAUACCGUUAGCUACUUAACCUUAUGUCAUGU